AUGAGUUCAGCAAGCAGAAAUAUCGGAUUCGCAGGCCUCGGAGCCAUGGGCUUUGGAAUGGCUUCAAAUCUCCUCAAAGCCAGAUUCCACGUCUACGGGCUCGACGUUAAUCCGAAGGCCCUUGCUGACUUUGGCGACCUGCCCGGUGCAACUUCUGCUGCCACUGUUCGCGAUGCGAGCACUAACCAGGAGAAGUUCUUUGUAAUGGUUGCCACGCCGGAGCAGGUUGAUUCUCUGGUCUUUGGCGAGGAUGGUCUGGCAGAUACGUUGCCGCGCGCUACUAUACUCUGUGUGUUGAGCACGCUGCCGCCGGAUUAUCUUGGGUCGCUGGGAGGUAGACUGAGGCAGCGGGGAAGAAGCGAUAUUCGCCUUGUUGACUGUCCUGUCUCUGGGGGUGUCGUCGGUGCGAAUGCAGGCAGUCUUUCGAUAAUGAUGGGCGGUGACAUGGACACAUUAAGACAGAUAGAGCCAGAAUUAAAGGCCAUUUCAGCUCCGGGGAGGACAUUCCAUUGUGGUCCUUUGGGAUCUGCGAGCACGAUCAAAAUGUUAAACCAACACCUCGCGGGAAUCCAUAUCGCGACUGCUGCAGAAGCGCUGAAUUUUGCUAAAGUGCUUGGGCUUUCAUCUAGAGAAGCCUAUCGAGUUCUUAUGGACAGCGAGGCUGCCAGCUGGAUCAUGGGGGAUCGUGGGAUCUCAAUGCUGAAUGCAGACUGGAGUCCGAAGUCCUGCGUCACAAUCUUCACCAAAGACAUGGGUAUUGUGAAUGAUGCAGCAGAGAGUUUGUCAUUCCCCUGUCCCAUCGCAUCCGUGGCGCAUCAAGCAUUCGUUGAACGGGCUGCUCGUGGCCAUGGCCGAGAUGAUGAUUCCAGUGUCGUUUGCAAUUAUGAAGGAAUUACCGGCAAAGUAGUUGCUGAGGUGCAGGACUGCAAGGCAGUGCAUCUGUCAGUCAAGCCCACAGCUGAAGCUAGCGCUAUUACGUUCUUCGCACAGGACGAGAUGCCAUAUUUAAAGAACUUGAAGUCUGUUGUACCGUGUAAUACUGGCAACUUAUCCAGCCGGUUGGACAGCUUGCCAGAUGGAAGCAUUGUAGGGUUGAUCGGGCUGGACGACCAGUAUGGCCACCUGGCCUUGUCUUCCAAAUACCCUGGCAUUCGGUUCGUGGAUUGCCAAGUGGUGAAUUCGCACGACUUUGAAUCAGUUCAGGUCCUAUUCAGCGCCCAAGAUGCCGAUAUAAUGUCCACCAUGCAGGUAGUAUUCCCACCAGAGAUCAAACUUGUCCCAGUAGAUGGACCAUUCGGCGCGGCGUCAGCAAUGUUUCUCGUCAUCCGUCUGGCGAGUUUAAUCCAUAUCGCAGCGGCAGCGGAAUGCCUCAGCCUCGCUGCUGCGAGUGGUGUUUCGACACAGUUGGUGUACGAUCUCAUUGCCGGGGCUGCCGGCUCGAGUGCCCAGUUCAGGCACGGGGUUCCGAAAAUGCAGAAGGGGGAUUUUGGAGUAUCUGGACUUCAGAUGGGCGGGUCUUUCAGUAAUGCGAUGAAGGAAUUGCGUUCACUCAGGACUACACAGUUACGACUUGGAUUCCCAGGACGGCUUACGGAGGCUGCAUAUCAAAUUUUCAAGGGCGUCAACCGUGGCCUUGGGGAUGGGAAUAAUAUUUCUACUGCAGCCAUAGUCAAGUUUUGGGGUCCCGCAGACCUAAAUAAGGAAAGGAGUAGUGCAGAGGCGAAACUAUGA
Molecule: messenger RNA, 1731 nt
Organism: Aspergillus versicolor CBS 583.65
Lineage: Eukaryota; Fungi; Ascomycota; Eurotiomycetes; Eurotiales; Aspergillaceae
Exons: 6
Coding region: 1-1731 (576 amino acids)
Molecular function (GO): NADP binding; NAD binding; oxidoreductase activity
Source: RefSeq, a predicted model, not a curated record